AUGGGUGGUGCAACAAUGUAUACUUUGGGUGUGUCCCUAUUUGCGGCCAUUGGCACUUUUCUUUUCGGCUUUGACACCGGCAUAGCUACCACAACAAUCGCACAUCAAUCAUGGAUAGAUUACAUGGACCAUCCGUCCAAAGGACUGACAGGAGCUGUUGUGGCCAUUUAUAUCGCUGGCGAGGCUGUUGGCGCCCUUUUGCAAACCGCAGUCGGAGAUCAGUUAGGACGAAUUCGAUUCAUGCAACUGAUGUGCAUUAUCGUCACCAUUGGUACCUCGAUCCAGACAGGCGCCGUUAACAUCGGCAUGUUUCUGGCUGGUCGUUUCAUUGCUGGUUUUGCCGUCGGCGGAAUGGUUGCGACCGUCCCCAUCUAUCUCAGCGAGAUCUCUGCUCCAGCUAGCCGUGGCUUGAUCGGAGGUAUUUCAGGAUGCGGCAUUAGUUUGGGCACUAUGGCUUCCAAUUGGGUUGGAUUCGCUUGCAGCUAUGCUCCAUAUGGAGCUGUUCAGUGGCGUCUUCCACUCGCGAUCCAGAUCCCGUGGGGGAUCAUUCUUUUCAUCGGUCUCGCCACGUUCAUGCCAGACAGCCCGCGUAUAUUGAUCCGUAAAGACAAAAUCGAGGAAGCACGAAAACAAUUCCUCAACAUCCGCAGGGAUCUCAAUUCGCAUGAGGCACAAGCAGAGUUUGCGCUCAUGCAUGCGCAGAUUGAGUUCGAGAAAAAGAGAGAGAUCAAGUCUCUGGCGGAAAUCUUCAAGUUGUUCAGGCAUCGUGCUCUAGUCUCCAUUGCCGUUCAAACUAUGACUAGUCUGACUGGUGUCAAUGUCAUCCAGUAUUAUCAGACACUUCUGUACAAGUCGCUCGGCAUCAACUCCCACAUGAUUCUCGCCCUUGCAUCGAUUUAUGGCACCUGUGCAUUUGUAUCAAACGUUCUCACCACAAGAUAUAUCUUGGACUGGUGGGGUCGGCGGCCUAUGAUUCUGACUGGUCUUUCAUCGAUCGUGGUUAUCGAGAUCUAUGCAGCCGUUAUGCAACGUGAAUUUCAGAAUACGGAUAAUAAACUUGGUAAAGGCUUUGCGGUCCUCGGCAUUUACCUCUUUGUCGUCUUCUACUAUGGAAUGCUGAACAGUACGACUUGGCUCUAUGGUGCUGAAGUGCUGCCUAUCGCACUUCGAUCCAAAGUCAUGGGCCUCGCUGCGGCUUCGCACUUUAUAGUCAACGUUGGGAUCACGGAAGCCGGCCCCAGCGCCUUCGCCAAUAUCCACGAGAAUUACUACUACGUCUUCGUAGUUUGCUCAUUCUUCUUCCUCGUCAUCGCAUAUUUCUACUUCCCUGAAACGAAGCAAAAAACCCUUGAGGAAAUUGCAGCUGCGUUUGGUGAUAAAGUGGUUCUACUCACAGAGGAUGAUGUGGCCGCUGAAGCCGCCGUCAUGGGUGAUAAGCUUGAGGAGAUGCAAGUCGAGGACACAGAGAGGCGAAGGGUCUGA
This is a messenger RNA of Exophiala aquamarina CBS 119918, 1482 nucleotides long. RefSeq lists its product as uncharacterized. Lineage: Eukaryota; Fungi; Ascomycota; Eurotiomycetes; Chaetothyriales; Herpotrichiellaceae. Gene Ontology annotation, biological process: transmembrane transport; carbohydrate transport. Gene Ontology annotation, molecular function: carbohydrate:proton symporter activity. The record is from RefSeq and is a predicted model, not a curated record. The transcript is spliced from 11 exons. Gene Ontology annotation, cellular component: membrane. Bases 1 to 1482 code for a protein of 493 amino acids.